GGAUCCCCGGACUCUCCGUCCGUCCCCGCCGGAUCCCCGGGCCCGAGGACGCUGGGAUCCCCCCCCCCGGCACCCCCCCGGGAUCCGGGGAGCCCCGAGUGUCCCCUCCUGGGGGGCCGCUGGCACCCAGAGACCCCCGGGAUGGAUUUUCCAAGGGGCCGGCACCGAUUUCGUUGGGAUUUUGACGAUUCCCGCCCCGUUCCCGGAGCUGCAGCGUCCCCGCGGCCCUCCCCGCAGGAUCCCAAGUGCCUGGGGACAUCCGGGGACACUGAGGGGACCCUGAGCGCUGGGGGUGGCCCUGUGGCCAACGGCCCCGUGGUCGUGGUCACCCCACAGCGAUGUCCUGGUGGUCAUCUGGGCCGUGGUCACCCCACAGCGAUGUCGCCGUGGUCGCCCCACAGUGAUGUCCUGGUGGUCAUCUGGGCCGUGGUCACCCCACAGCGAUGUCGCCGUGGUCGCCCCACAGUGAUGUCCUGGUGGUCAUCUGGGCCGUGGUCACCCCACAGCGAUGUCCCCGUGGUCACCCCACAGCGAUGUCCUGGUGGUCAUCUGGGCCGUGGUCACCCCACAGCGAUGUCCCCGUGGUCACCCCACAGCGAUGUCCUGGUGGUCAUCUGGGCCGUGGUCACCCCACAGCGAUGUCCCCUCAGUGACCCUGGCUGUGAUCACCCCACAGCGAUGUCCCCGUGGUCAGCCCAGCCCUGGUCACCCCACAGCGAUGUCCCCGUGGUCAUCUGGGCCAUGGUCACCCCACAGCGAUGUCCCCCGUGGUCAGCCCAGCCCUGGUCACCCCACAAUGAUGUCCCCGUGGUCAUCUGGGCCAUGGUCACUGCACAACGAUGUCCCCAUGGCCGUGGUCACCCCACAGCGAUGUCCCCUCCUGUCCUGGCCGUGGCUGUGACAUCCCCCGAUGAUUCUGGCCUUGGUGGCACCAUGGGGACACCCUCCCCCCCCCACCCAGUGGUCCUGGCCAUGGUGGCCCCCAGGUGACAUCCGCAGGUGAUCCCAUCCAUGGUGGCCCCCAGGUGACAUCCCCAGCUGGUCCCAGUGGUGGCCCCCCCAGGUGACAUCCCCAGGUGAUCCCGGCCCUGGUGGCCCUCAGGUGACAUCCCCAGGUGAUCCCAUCCAUGGUGGCCCUCAAGUGACAUCCCCAGGUGAUCCCAUCCAUGGUGGCCCCCAGGUGACAUCCCCAGGUGAUCCCAGUGGUGGCCCACAGGUGACAUCCCCAGCUGGUCCCAGUGGUGGCCCUCAGAUGACAUCCCCAGGUGAUCCCAUCCAUGGUGGCCCUCAAGUGACAU
This is a messenger RNA of Corvus hawaiiensis (hawaiian crow), 1298 nucleotides long. RefSeq lists its product as uncharacterized. NCBI's taxonomy places the organism in Eukaryota, Metazoa, Chordata, Aves, Passeriformes, Corvidae. The record is from RefSeq and is a predicted model, not a curated record. The transcript is spliced from 3 exons. The coding region runs from base 142 to 990 and encodes 282 amino acids.